AUGGCAGCAGCAGCAGCAGCAGCAGCAGCAGCAGCAGCAGCAGCAGCAGCAGCAGGAGGCCCCAGGCUCCCCUUGGGGGGGCCGCUCGCUCUCCACCGCUGGGGGGCCCCCACUCUGUGGAAGGGUCCCGCGGCGCAGCAGCAGUUGCUGCUGCUGCGCUGCUGCUGCAGCAGAGAUGGUGGUGUUGCUGCAGCAGCAACGCAGCAGCAGCAACCGCUGUUGCGCUGCUGCAGCAGCAGCACCACUGUCUCUCCUGUAAGGAAACAGUUGCAGCAGCAGCUGCUGCAGCAGCAGCUGCUGCAGCAGCAGCAGCAGCAGCAGCUGUAUCAAACCCGCUGCUGGAGCAGUGCCUCCCACAAUGAGUCUCGAGAUCAUGUGCGCGCAGCAGCUGCUGCUGGGAGUAGCAGCAGCAGCAGCAGCAGCAGCAGCAACAGCAACAGCAGCAGCAGCAACAACAACAACAAAAAUAGCAGGGGCCGCACCAGGCGCCGGCCACAACGCGUCGCUUCCAGCUCCCCCAGCAGCAGCAGCAGCAGCAGCAGCAGCAGCAGCAGCAGCAGCAGCAGCAGCAGCAGCAGCAUAAGUGCAGCAGCAAGGCGGUCUUUUGUGCAGUUCGGCGUUGCUGCUCCUUUGCUGCAGGCAAUAGCGCGUUUGGGUUUGCUGCAGCCAACAGCAAUUCAAGAAAAGGCAAUUCCCGUAAUAAAGAAAGGCCACAGUGUUCUGCUGCUGGCGCCCGCUGGCAGCGGCAAGACCCUCAGCUACGCACUUCCUUUGCUCUCCCGCCUCCACCCAUCAGCAGCAGCAGCAGCAGCAGCUGCUGCUGCUGCUGCAGCAGCCCCAGCAGCAGCAGCAGCAGCAGCAGCAGCAGCAGGAGGCCGCCCCGCGCAGCCGCACUGCCCGCGGCUGCUGAUUCUGGUGCCCACGCGGGAGUUGGCCCGCCAGGUGUACAGCAGCACGCUGCAGCCGCUUGCUGCUGCUGCUGCUGCUGCAGUGACCGACAUCAGCAGCAGCAGCAGCAGCAGCAGCAGCAGCAGCAGCCGCGCAGCGCGCUACGGAUGGCCCCUCUCUGCAUGCGUCUUGGCGGGGGGCGGCAGCUAUGCUGCUGAAGCUGCUGCGCUGCAGCAGGGAGUGGACGCAGCUGUCUGUACACCUGCGCGGCUGCUGCUGCACCUCAAGAAAAGAAAUUUGCUGCUGCAGCAGCUGCAGCAGCUCGUCGUGGAGGAAGCAGACGCCCUUUGCGACUCCUUCUACGCCAAGGAGCUCCACUUCAUCCUGAGUCUCGUCAAGCAGCAGCGCGGAUUCAGCAGCAGCAGCAGCAGCAGCAGCAGCAGCAGCAGCAGCAAGAAGGGGGUGCAGCUGGUGUUUGUAGGAGCAGCAAACUCGGGGGCCCUUGUCUCUUUCCUUCGCUCUUUCAGGCCGGACGGCUCGGAGACAGAAUUCCUGCUGCGGGGAACAAACAGCAGCAGCAGCAGCAGCAGCAGCAGCAGCGACAGCAGCAGCAGCAGCAGCAGCAGCAGCUCGAGUCUGUACGACGAGCUAACUCUUGUGUCUAGCGGGGGCCUCCAUUUGCUGCCCCCGCGCUGCCAGCAGCAAUUUGUGGCCAUCGACUCCACCGGCGGUUUGCUGCAGCUGCUGGAGGCUGUGGGGCCCCCGUCGCAGCAGGAGAAGCAGCAGCAGCAGCAGCAGCAGCAGCAGCAGCAGCAGCAGUGUCAGACUGUGGUCUUCUGCAACACGCUCUCCGCCUGCAGGGCUGCGGACUUUUACUUGAGAGAAAGAGGAGUGGCUUGUUCGGCGUGCCACGGGGAGCUGCCAUUUGCUGUGCGGGAGAAGGAAUUCAAGCGCUUCGUGCAAGGCAAGAGUCGUGUGCUCAUUACCACUGACGUCUGCGCCAGAGGCCUUGACUUGCCAAACGUCAAACAUGUGGUGAUGUUUGGGAUGCCGCAGCACUUCGUGGACUACCUCCACAGAGUGGGGCGCCUCAGCAGAGGAGCAGCAGCAGGAAAAGUGACAGCGCUGCACAGGCGGCGGGACCGGCCGCUGCUGCAGCAGAUAAUGGCAGCAACUGCUGCUGCUGCUGCUCCUGCUGCUGCUGCUGCUGCUAGGCCUGCUGAGCAGCGCUUGCAGGAGCUUCAGCUGCAGCAGCAGCUGCUGCAGCACGCGCCGGAGCAGCAGCAGCAGCAGCAGCCGGCGCUUGCUGCAAUCACUUUCGUCAACAGCAGAACCAGGCGCAUACUUAAGCUGCAGCGGAGAUGGCAGCAGCUGCUUGACAUGAAUAAGCAGCAGCAGCAGCAACAGCAGCAACAGCAACAGCAACAGCAGCAGCAGCAGCUGCAGCAACAGCAACAGCAACAGCAGCAGCAGCAGCAGCAGCAGCAGCUGUGCUAA
This is a messenger RNA of Eimeria necatrix, 2385 nucleotides long. Its product is annotated as ATP-dependent RNA helicase, putative. The transcript has 6 exons. Bases 1 to 2385 code for a protein of 794 amino acids. Gene Ontology annotation, molecular function: nucleic acid binding; ATP binding; RNA helicase activity. Lineage: Eukaryota; Apicomplexa; Conoidasida; Eucoccidiorida; Eimeriidae. The record is from RefSeq and is a predicted model, not a curated record.